AUAUUUGUAGAAUAAAAAAAAAACUAUCAUAAUAUUCCUAUUUUAUUCUUACAUGGGAAAAAACAAUAAGAAAAAAGAGCAAAAAAAUUGGAAUGUAAUGAAAAAAAUAUAUAUUUUUGAACUAAUAAUACUAAUAUACUUAGUCACCUAUAACACGAAGUUUUGCAUACAUUUUUUUGUAGCAUUUUUUGAAAAUAAAAUACUUUACUUUUCAGCAAGCGGCCAUUGGUGGAAAAAGUUUAGACAGCCUUAAACUAAAAUAGUAAAAUAAAAUAAAAAUAAAAAUAAAAAAAUACACAUAUACUAUAUAAAUUACAACCACCAUAAUAAACACUGUUAAAUGUGUAACUGAACAUUAAUAUUCUCGUACAGGCUAAGUAGUGCAGUUAUUCCGCAUUUGUUGACGUCAAAGACACACACACUGACAGCGGCAUGCCGGGAGGAGGAGUCUGAGAAAUAGACUCCACUUCCCAGCAUGCCCCGCGCCUUUUCUUCCCCGCUUCCUUCCUUCCUGCAGCCGUCCAACAGAAAGAUGUCGAGCAGACGCGGCGGCCCGGAGACUCCGAGGCGAGCGUGAACGGAACCAUCUCCCAGCAAAAUGGCGGCACGGCGGCGACUGGCGGGACGGAAGCCGAGCUCAGCGUCUCCUACUCGGCCUUGAGGCACACACGAGCGCCGCUGGAGCUCCGGAGCACUGAACUGAACUGAACCGAGUCGAGCCGAGCCGAGCCGAGCCGAGCCGCCAUCCCGCCAGUGAUGGGCGGCAGCUUGCAGGACUGACGCGUCCCUGAGAGCAGACCUGAUCCACGUCCCCCUUCAGCGCCAUGGAGCGCUCCGGCAGCAUCCAGCUGGACAUUCCGGACUUCAGUAAUUCGGUUCUGUCCCACCUGAACCAGCUGCGGGUCCAAGGGCGCUUGUGUGACAUCGUGGUCCACGUUCAGGGUCAGAGCUUCCGGGCCCACAAGGUGGUCCUCGCCGCCAGCUCGCCGUACUUCCGGGACCACAUGUCCCUGAGCCAGAUGAGCACGGUGUCGCUGACGGUGAUCCGGAACCCGUCCGUGUUCGAGCAGCUGCUGGGGUUCUGCUACACGGGUCGCCUGAGCCUGCAGCUGUGCGACAUCAUCAGCUACCUGACGGCCGCCAGCUUCCUGCAGAUGCAGGACGUCAUCGACCGCUGCACGCACAUCCUGGAAGGAAUCCACCUCAAGAUAAGCCUGGUCGACCCGGACCACCGGCCCACGGACCAGGAGGGGGUGCCGCCGCGCCCCCGCACCUUGGAGGCGCCGGUCAGAGGAGCCCGUCAUCCGUUACCGCUCGGCUCCAGCGUGGACGCGGCCAGCCCCGGCGAGGAGACGCUCAGCCCGACGUCGGGACCUUGCGGGCCGGAGCAACCCGGCGUCUCGGUCAACCGGGCGGCCAAAGAACCCAUCCUCCGCAUCAACCGGGCGGGCCAGUGGUACGUGGAAGCCGGCAGCGAGGCGGACGAGAGCUCCUCCGUAGACGGCAUCACCAUCAAGACGGAGCGGACGGAGCAGUGGAUCGGGACGGGGCGCGAGCGGGAGGAGGCGGGCCUGGCCGAGGCGGGCGGCGCCAUGCUGAUCGACGUGUCGGGACACGGUACAACGGCGCCGGGGACGCCGGGAGCCUGCGGCGUACGACCGUCCAGCAGCCUCGGCGACGCUGACAGGUUCAGCCCCACGGGGAGCGUCCUGGUCCUCGCCGACCACCCAAGAGCGAAGAGCGAAUCCCCGAGCCGGACCGACGACCCGGGACACGCCAGCUCCCAGGGGGAGGAGCCGGCGGCCUACGAGGACUACGUGAGGGAUCAGGCGGGCGACCGCUGGUUCCGCUACAACCCGCGGCUAACGUGCAUCUACUGCUGCAAGUCCUUCAACCAGAAAGGCAGCCUGGACCGCCACAUGCGCCUGCACAUGGGCAUCACGCCCUUCGUGUGCCGCCUGUGCGGGAAGAAGUACACGCGCAAGGACCAGCUGGAGUACCACAUCCGCAAGCACACGGGCAACAAGCCCUUCACGUGCCGCCUCUGCGCCAAGAGCUUCCCCUUCCAGGCCAUCCUCAACCAGCACCUGCGCAAGAACCACCCGGGCCACGACACCCACAGCGCCUCGCCCGAGACCACCACCGCCUCCCUCACGUCGAGGGGAGGCCCGGGCGACGACGCCUCCCCCGGGCGGGAGGAGACCGAAGCGGGCGGCGGAGGCGGCGCGGCGUACAACGACGGCCCCCACCCGUCGGUCACCACCACGGGGCCCGACUGAUACGGCGCCCUCCCGUUCACCCCACCCCCUCCUCCUCCACGCCACUUCAGCCAAUCACGUCCUUCCUCUCUGCCUCCUGACAAUCAGCCGGCCCGGUAUCGGCGACUUCAUCACACCGCAAGAUUUUUAGCGAGAUCCGACGUUCAAACCCCGACCCGGACCGGAGCCGGUUUGGGUCUUUUGAGCGGUCCGACCGAUCGUUGAGUUCGGGUCUCAACGGACAAACCUCAGAUAAGCUAAGCAGCUCAGUUACCUCUCGUCAGCACGCAAUACACCACCGGGGGGCGCUCCAUCCUCACCAGUUUCCUCAAACUUCCUGGAUCAGGAAUGAAAGCAAAGAGGCGACAUUUUAAUCACUCAAAGAUUGCUUCUUUUUGUUUUGUUUUUGUUUUUUAACUCGUGUACUAACCGCGCUUAAAUAAAAACUAGUUUCCUCGCGAUCAAAGCGGCGACGCCGGGUUAGUUUUUGCCACCACCCGCCUAAUAAGUCCUUAGGAGGAAGAGAUGAUGCAGUAUUAUCUGCUCCCAGAUACUACCGUCAUGCUUCAGUCCCUCGCAGGGUUCUCACAGGAAUGAGGCAAAAAAAAUAAAAAAUAGGACCUCAGGAACUGUGGCGUAACAGACAAAAUACUCCUGAGCUUUGACCAACCGGUGCACCGCCGCUCCACCGGAGGUCAAAGGUCGCCCGCCAAACAACUCGAGCACUUGAUCAUGAAAAAAAAAAAAAAAAAAGUGUCGACUCGCGCGUGAACCACAUUUUUUUUUUAUUUUUUAUGCAAGGGCGGGACUCGCCGUCUCCUGCCAGGUGGGCCGGCGAAAGUAGCGGCGAGGUGACGCUCGCUCGCAAAACGUACUUGUACAAAACCACAUCACCUCAACCUUGAUUGGCUGAGCCCCGCUGGGCCCCGCCUCCUCACGACACUUUACCUCACCCCGGUCCCGGCAAGAGUCCACGCCACCUGGCAGAGAACGGGAAAAAACGCCGAUUCCGGUCCCGCGUGCAGCAAGCGCGGUCCGUUCAGGUUCUACCAAGACUCGGGAGUUCUGUGGUACCUCAUGUCCUCAUCCUCUGACCUCUGACCUUCUCCUGAAGGCCACAAACGUUUUUUUUUGUUUUUUUUUUAACCGAUUGACUGCUUUUAAACUGCUGAAGGAUCCAUUUAGAACAUUUUUAACAAGCCGGAGGCGAAAGUUUGAUGUUACGUGCCAACGUCAGGGGGCGGAGCCAAACGUUGGACUGCUUCUUCACUCGGGAAAAAUAAAAAGCUGACUUAAAAAGUCCGCCCCUGCUUAUUUCUUGAACAACUCAGUUGAACAAAA
Molecule: messenger RNA, 3599 nt
Organism: Entelurus aequoreus (snake pipefish)
Lineage: Eukaryota; Metazoa; Chordata; Actinopteri; Syngnathiformes; Syngnathidae
Product: zinc finger and BTB domain-containing protein 37-like
Exons: 4
Coding region: 825-2279 (484 amino acids)
Biological process (GO): regulation of transcription by RNA polymerase II
Molecular function (GO): RNA polymerase II cis-regulatory region sequence-specific DNA binding; protein binding; DNA-binding transcription factor activity, RNA polymerase II-specific
Source: RefSeq, a predicted model, not a curated record